This is a messenger RNA of Malassezia globosa CBS 7966, 1581 nucleotides long. RefSeq lists its product as uncharacterized. Gene Ontology annotation, molecular function: chitin synthase activity. The record is from RefSeq and is a predicted model, not a curated record. Bases 1 to 1581 code for a protein of 526 amino acids. Gene Ontology annotation, cellular component: cell periphery; cell septum. The transcript has a single exon. NCBI's taxonomy places the organism in Eukaryota, Fungi, Basidiomycota, Malasseziomycetes, Malasseziales, Malasseziaceae.
AUGAUGUUCCAGCCGUCGGCCGUGUGUAAGACGGUGGUGCCCGAUACGUUCCGUGUGCUUCGCUCGCAACGUCGUCGAUGGAUCAACUCGACGGUACACAACCUGUUUGAACUGAUCCAGGUGCGUGACCUUUGCGGUACAUUCUGUUUCUCAAUGCGAUUCGUCGUAUUCAUGGAUCUGGUCGGUACAAUGGUGCUGCCGGCUGCUAUUGCUUUCACCGUAUUCGUUGUUGUGCAAGCCAUUUUGACGCCCUUCCAGAAUAAAGGCAAGGAUGAUGGAGAAAAGAAAGAAUUUCCCACAAUGCCACUGGUUUUGCUUGCUCUGAUCUUAGGUCUGCCAGGUGUCUUGAUCGUCAUCACCAGUCGACGCUUCAUGUAUGUAAUCUGGAUGCUUGUCUACCUGAUUUCUUUGCCUAUCUGGAACUUGAUCCUUCCCGCGUAUUCGUACUGGCACAUGGACGACUUCUCUUGGGGUGCCACACGUAUGGUACAGGGUGAAAAGAAGGGCGAGAGUCACGGCUCAGCAGAGGGUGAGUUUGACGCGAGUGAUAUUGUGAUGAAGCGCUACGUCGAAUACGAGCGUGAACGUCGCUGGCGCUCAGGUAUGGAAUCGCGCGAUGCGCCGAGUGAGUCGGGUGGAAUGAGCACACUUGGCUCGUUGAAUGAAGAGAAAGCAUUGCCGCCACCCGGUGCGGACGAGCGCAGUGCGCGUCAUCGUCUCGAUUCUGUGCCGCUUCUGGAGCUGCCUGCGCCUCUGGGGUCAGAUUCUCGUCAACGUGCUGGCACCAUGUCGCCACCUGUGCCUGGCGGGAAGGGUCCUAACGGUGCUCGGUCGUCGCCUGCGGGCACCACCUCGCCACCAAACCCUUGGACAAGCAGUGGCGCUCUGACGCAAACGGGGCCUGCCCCGCUCACGGCCCAGCGCGUGAACCCGAGUCCAAAUCCUAGUGCGUCGGCAAUGGCUCGGCAGCACUUGUUUGGUGCGACACCCACGAGUGCGGCUCAUGCGUCGAUGCCCGUACGGCCACCAGGCACCAUCUCGCCGCCGCCACGGCCGAGCAACAUAGGAGCAUCAGGCCCAGUAUCACCGCCUUCAUUCCGCGGCAAUGUGUCGCCACCGCCGAUGUUCCCAGCGGGUCCGUUGUCGCCUGUGAAUACCAGGCCAACGCCUCCUGUUCGUCCAGUCGCACCAAGUCCAAGCGGAUGGAAUGCUGCGUCGCAGCCUGCUCGGCCCGCGAACACACAAGCGUACCCGUCGCCACCAUCAUCGGGGACGCAGCCUGGCUCAGCACCGACUCUAGCAGGGUUCCAGCCGUUAUCGCCGCCAUCCGCUUCACGACCGCCGCCGCUUCGCGCACCAUCAAAUGCGCAGCAAAUGCGUGGCGAUGUGCGACGUGUGAGCCUUGUCGAUGACGGGCCUGUGGCAACAUCAGGUGGAAGCAUGCGUCAAGUGGUCCGCGGUGCCCGCCGUCAGAGCUCUAUCAACAGUGGAGCGCCAAACAGUGCCUCGACCGCGUCACCACCGAGUAACUCGAAUCCGUUCUCGAGACCCGCGAAUCCAUUCAGCCCGCCACCGAAAUAA